AAUAACUGUAAUAUCAUAAUAAUCAUAUCAAUAUGAAUAUAAUAAUAUGUAUCUAGAAUUAGCCUAGAUGAUAGGUAGAUGAUAGGUGGAUCAGGAUGGCUGCCUGGUCGUGCGGUUUGCGCACUGGACUGUCGUUCGGACUUAUCAAUAGUCCCGGGUUCAAACCCUGCUCGCUCCCAUCCCCUGUCGUCCUGCGGGAGGUUUGGACUAGGAAGUAAUUAUCUUCAACUCUGAAGGAACAUCCGAAACAUCUUUUUAAACAAUGAGCGAUAAACCCCCACCUCCAGAGGUUUACCCAGGGCCAACACCAUAUCCUACAGCAGCAGGUCAAGGUUAUGUCCCUCCACCUGUAGGUUUUCACCCAGAUGUAGCUCCUCCAGCCGCUGGCUAUCAGGCAGGUGGCUACCCUGCAGGGGGAGGCUACCCAACUGGUGGAGGCUACCCUCCCAGCCAGCAGUACCCUGGAUAUCCAAAUCCUCAAGGGGAUGUCAUUGCAAUGCAACCAAUGCCUGGUGGACACCCCAACCCAGGGUAUCAACAACCUUCCAGUGAUUCAGUGGCUGUGCAACCAAUGCCUGGAGCUCCUCCAGCUCCAGCUGGUUGGUCACCGAGUCCACAAGCACCACCUGUCAGCUGUCCACCAGGACUAGAGUAUCUCACACAGGUGGAUCAGCUCUUGGUCAAACAGAAAAUUGAAGCUUUGGAAGCUUUCACUGGCUUUGAAACUAACAACAAAUAUGAAGUGAAAAACUCCAUGAACCAGAGAGUGUUUAUAGCAGUUGAAGAUACUUGCUGCUGUACUAGAAAUUGUUGUGGGUCAGCUCGACCAUUUGACAUGAAGAUCAUGGACAAUCAUAAGAAAGAGAUUAUUCACCUGUCCAGACCUCUCCGCUGCAGCACCUGCUGGUGCCCUUGUUGUUUACAGAAACUAACUGUUGAGGCUCCAAAAGGGUCUGUGAUUGGAUAUGUUCGUCAAGCGUGGAGUCUUUGUCAUCCUAAAUACAAGAUCAACAAUGCUGAAGACCAAACCAUGCUACGUAUUAAAGGGCCAUGCUGUCGAUGUAAUAUUUGUGGUGAUAUAGAGUUUGAGGUGACCUCCCCUGAUGAACAAACUCAUGUUGGACAAAUCACAAAGCAAUGGUCUGGCCUGGCUAAAGAAGUGUUCACCGAUGCUGAUAACUUUGGCGUUACCUUCCCCUUGGACCUGGAUGUGAAAACUAAAGCUACAGUGUUGGGAGCAGUGUUUCUUAUUGAUUUUAUGUACUUUGAACAUGACAGCGGAGAUGUGAAGGACGAAGCCAAAAGACUGAGAGGCUAAAUUUUAAUACAGUAUGGACACAGGGUACAGUGUAAUCAGUAUAUCUUUUUUUAUUCUACUUGAAUUUUAUGUAUGAUGUAUUAACAUUUUUUUGUAUAUUUAACCAUAUUAAAGCCAGCAUGCACUGUGGCUUUCUUUUUACUGUAAACCUUUAUACAUAUUUUUAAAAGUCUUCCUUGAAUGUGAUUUGUUUAUUUUAUAGAUACAUUUGAAUAUUGUUAUAAAGAUGUAUGUAUAUAAUGUAAAAGAAAGAGAAAUUGAUCAUCAAAAAGACAUUCACGUCUUUAUUUCACAUUGGGUUUAAAGUAUCUUCUUUUUGUUUGGGGAACAAUUCAUUAAAUAGUGUAACCACUCACUCGCUUGCCAGAAGACGGAUUUAAUGAGAUCUUAGAAUUAUUUUAUACAUAUGAAUUGUAUGCCUUAUUUUGGCUCUUUUUCAAAGAAUUUGAUGCAAUGUUUUUAAGGGUAAAAUCAUUUAAUAAAUGAUAAGUUGUUGUUUUUGUAAGCCCUGUACUGAGAUCAUUAACUUGUUGACUGUAUUUACCAAAUUGAUAGUGCAUCUUCUCACUACAUUCAUUUAUGAAAUGAAUGCUAUCAGUACCUUGAAAUCAAGCAAUAUUCUAUAGAUCUCAAGCCAUGUCUAUUUUAUUCUUUUUCAUUAGUUUCUGUCAUGGUCUAUUACAUUUAUCAAUUAAUCAAAUGAAUUAAUUAAGAAAUAAAAAAAUUUGAGUCCUAUAUUACAGUCUGAAACAAACAAAAUUAAAAAAUUAAAAAAACGUGGCAGUAGAGAUUUUGUUUUGGUUUCUAAUUCAUAGAUAAAAAUAAAAUAACAUAAAUAAAAAUAGAUAAAAAUAAUAACAUUGUUGUAUAUUUUCAAGUAACUUGUUAGCCAUACAUGUCUUUGGUUCAAUUUCUUUUUGAUUAGCCGAAUUCCCCAGAACUUACACAACAUUUUGAAAUGUAUAUAAAAUGUUAAUAGACAACUUAUUGUCGAAAUAUUUUAGAUAGAUCUACUUAAUUAUUAUUAAUUUAUUUUAUUUACCAAAUAGUUUACUUAGCAUUUAUUCACUACUAGUUCUGGUUAUUAUUUAUUUUUGCUUCCUAGGCAUUUUUUAACCAAGAAAUCUUUAGGUGACAAGUUUUUUAAUAGAAAAAAAAAAGAAAAUUUUUUAUUUGGGCCAGUACAUUGUAAUUUAAAAUAUGUAAUAUUUAUAACAGAAAUGUAUGUCUCAAAAAUCACUCUAUUUAAUGUGAUCAUUUUAUAAUCACUUUUUUUGUGAAUUAAUAAAUUAUAAUGUUCUUGUUUAUCAGAAAUUAGUUCGAUAGUUUUGUGUGAAUUAGUUGUGCCUAAUGGAUAACUGCUUAACUCUUUCUCUCCAUAAUUAUUUAUCACAUUCUGGUGGAAUCAACACUGGUAUCGCCAGUUAGGAGAGAAAAAGUUAAUAAGUAAAAAUUAU
Molecule: messenger RNA, 2775 nt
Organism: Biomphalaria glabrata
Lineage: Eukaryota; Metazoa; Mollusca; Gastropoda; Planorbidae
Product: phospholipid scramblase 2-like
Exons: 8
Coding region: 263-1318 (351 amino acids)
Biological process (GO): plasma membrane phospholipid scrambling
Cellular component (GO): plasma membrane
Molecular function (GO): phospholipid scramblase activity
Source: RefSeq, a predicted model, not a curated record